AACACCCGCUCAGGAUUAAGGUUAUCUAAAGCCAAAGAGAUUAUGUCCGAUUCAGAUAGCAAACUCAUCCAUGUGGAGAGCGGACCGCCGCCGGAGGAGCACGAGCUGCAGCUCGUGGUGCCAGUGGCCACAAGCAACAGUGAGAUCCCCAGCCUGGACAGCACCCCAAAGCUCUCGAAGCGCAACAGCUCGGAGCGGAGUCUGCCCCUCAGAAGCUACAGCAAGUGGUCCCCCACCGAGCAAGGCGCCACCCUAGUAUGGCGGGAUCUGUGUGUCUACACCAACGUGGGUGGAUCUGGACGUGGCAUGAAACGGAUCAUCAAUAACUCUACGGGGGCCAUUCAACCAGGCACCCUCAUGGCCCUCAUGGGCUCAAGCGGUUCUGGGAAGACAACCCUUAUGUCAACACUUGCCUUUCGACAGCCCGCCGGUACUGUGGUUCAAGGCGACAUACUGAUAAACGGCCGGCGCAUAGGGCCAUUCAUGCACCGCAUCAGUGGCUAUGUCUACCAGGAUGAUCUCUUCAUCGGUUCGCUCACGGUACUUGAGCAUCUCAACUUUAUGGCCCAUCUUCGCCUGGAUCGGCGUGUGUCCAGGGAGGAACGUCGCCUCAUCAUCAAUGAGCUGCUGGAACGCACUGGACUCCUAUCGGCUGCACAGACCCGCAUAGGCAGCGGCGAUGACAAGAAGGUACUCUCCGGAGGGGAACGCAAACGUCUGGCGUUUGCCGUGGAGCUACUCAACAAUCCGGUGAUUCUGUUCUGCGAUGAGCCCACCACCGGCCUGGACUCCUUCAGUGCCCAGCAGCUGGUGGCGACGCUGUACGAGCUGGCCCAGAAGGGCACCACGAUCCUGUGCACCAUCCACCAGCCGAGCUCCCAGCUUUUCGACAACUUCAAUAACGUGAUGCUCCUGGCCGACGGCCGUGUGGCCUUCACGGGCUCGCCCCAGCACGCCCUCAGCUUCUUUGCCAAUCACGGCUACUACUGCCCCGAGGCCUACAAUCCAGCCGACUUCCUCAUAGGCGUCCUGGCCACGGAUCCCGGCUACGAGCAAGCCUCCCAGCGAUCGGCGCAGCAUCUGUGCGAUCAGUUUGCCGUCAGCUCGGCGGCCAAGCAGCGCGACAUGCUCGUCAAUCUGGAGAUCCACAUGGCGCAGACGGGCAAUUUUCCGUACGAUACGGAGGUGGAAUCCUUCCGGGGCGUGCCCUGGUACAAGCGCUUUCAUGUGGUCUGGCUAAGGGCCACGCUGACGCUCUUCCGGGAUCCGACCAUCCAGUGGAUGCGCUUCGUCCAGAAGAUUGCCAUGGCCUUUAUCAUUGGCGCUUGCUUUGCUGGCACUACGGUGCCGAAUCAGCUGGGCGUGCAGGCUGUCCAAGGCGCAGUGUUCAUCAUGAUAUCCGAGAACACCUACCAUCCAAUGUACUCCGUGCUGAAUCUCUUCCCCCAGGGAUUUCCCCUAUUUAUGAGGGAAACCCGCUCGGGUUUGUACUCCACGGCUCAAUAUUAUAUAGCCAAUAUUCUGGCAUUGCUUCCUGGUAUGAUAAUCGAACCGUUUCUCUUUGUCACCAUUUGCUACUGGCUGACGGGUCUGAGGUCGACCUUCUAUGCCUUCGGGAUCACCGCCAUUUGUGUGGUUCUCGUGAUGAAUGUGGCCACCGCCUGCGGUUGCUUCUUCUCCACCGCCUUCAACUCGGUCCCGCUGGCAAUGGCCUAUCUGGUGCCACUCGAUUACAUAUUCAUGAUUACAUCAGGCAUCUUUAUACAAAUUAGCUCACUACCUGUGGCAUUUUGGUGGACGCAGUUUCUCUCCUGGAUGCUGUACGCCAACGAGACCAUGACUAUUGCCCAGUGGUCAGGAGUGCAGAACAUCACCUGCUUUGAGGAGAGUGCCGAUCUGCCCUGUUUCCACACCGGCCAGGAUGUCCUCGACAAGUACAGCUUCAAUGAGGAUAAUGUCGCCCGCAAUCUGCUGGCGCUGGUGGGUCUCUUCUUUGGCUUCCACCUCUUGGGCUACUACUGCUUGUGGCGGCGCGCAAGGAAGGUGUGAAUCGUUUGCUGUAAAUAGAAUGAAUGAUCCAAUAAACAGUUUCCAUGUA
Drosophila persimilis is the source of this 2098-nucleotide messenger RNA. RefSeq names its product protein scarlet (gene st). NCBI's taxonomy places the organism in Eukaryota, Metazoa, Arthropoda, Insecta, Diptera, Drosophilidae. Gene Ontology annotation, biological process: transmembrane transport. Gene Ontology annotation, cellular component: plasma membrane. The transcript is spliced from 7 exons. Gene Ontology annotation, molecular function: ABC-type transporter activity; ATP hydrolysis activity; ATP binding. The record is from RefSeq and is a predicted model, not a curated record. Bases 43 to 2049 code for a protein of 668 amino acids.